AUGGUAGACGCACAGCCCACAUGGAAGGACAGAGUUGAAAAAUACAAAAAGCUGGAGGAGCUUUGGAGCAGGAAGCCGCAUGGACAGGCUGAGGAGAUUGUGAGCAUCCUUAAAGAAACGUCAAUACCUGCGCUGGAGGCAGGGCUUUCUGCUAUUACUCCUUUGGCAAAGGCAAAUGCUGUGGGGGAGUACACAAAGGACCUUCUUUCUAUCCUGUUCAAGAACGUAGCGUCAAGCAAGCCAACGAUGAAGAAAACUGUCCGAGAGAUAAUGGCGGCACAGGCCCGGCACAAUCCAUCGCUUGUGGUCGUGGCGGCGAUGGGGUGCAUAAAAGACAAAAACCCAAAGAUAGUGGCGGAAACGAUAAAGAUUUUGUGGGAGAACUCGGCGCUUUUAAUGGAGCAUUUAACAGGCCCGGUGCUUCCGCACGCGCCGUUUUUAUUUGGGCACAGCACAGGCGCAGUUAGGGAGGAGGCCACCAAGCUGUUCCAGAUACUAGCGGAGAAGGAGCCUGAGAGGGUGGGCGAGGCCGUGAAAACACUCAAGCCAAUACAGGUAAAGGAGAUAUUCAAUCCGCGGCCAGAGGCAGAGCGGGCCGAGGAGCCAAGGGCGGCGCCUGUAGAGGCAUGCGCAGAGCCUGCAAGCGAAAAGCAGGCGGCAGCCCCGCAGAGAGAAAGGGCAAGCAGCGCAUCGUCCGGCAACGCAACAAUGAAGGAUGAGCCUUCCCAGAGGAAAGCCGCAGAGUGCAAGAGCGAGGCGCCAAAGUGUGUAGUGAAGGAGCUCCCAAAGAACUUUUACGAGCGAUUUGCGUCUUCUCUAUGGAAGGAAAGGCUCGUGAUGGAGGAGCUUGACGAGCUUCUGGGCGAAAGGGGAACUCUCAGCACGAAGGACAUAGGCGAGGUGACCGAAGCAAUAAUAAAGAAGGCAGGAGAAAGCAACAACAAGGUUAUGAUAGCAGGGAUGUCCGUUGUGCUGAAGAUUGCGCAAAGAGAGAAGCUGCAGGAUGCGCACGCGCUCCGGAUAGCAAAGGCAAUAGAAAAGCGGCUGAAAGACAAAAAAGAGCAGGUCCAGCAGGCGGUUUCCAGCGCAAUUCUGGCGCUGCUAAACCACAGCCGGGCAGGCAUAUUGGCAGAGCUUGUAAACACAGCGUGCACGGACAAAACGCUUCGGCACGGCGUGCUGAAGACGCUUGAAAGUGCCUUGGCCAAAGUGACAGAAAAAGAGGCGGAAGAUGCCAAAGCCAUCAGGGCGCUUGUUCUCUGCACAAAAGACCAAAGCGCAGACACGCGCGGACUGGCAUGCGCAUGCAUGGCAAGGGUGCUUUCCAAAAGAGAGGAGGCUCCCUCGCAGGCGGAAAUUGAGCAGCUGGGCGUGGAAAGGCUUCUUGCUGUAAAGAUAGAGGCGCAGGCAGAGGAGAUGUUCCAGAAAAAAGACGCCGAGAUAAGCGCAAUAAUUGAGUCGCUGUGCGAAAACAUAAGAAACACGUCGAUCAAGAUUUCAGAGCCGGUGACGCCUAUACGAGGAGGCGAGUGCCCCAACACAAGCACUUUGGAGGGAAGCCCCAUAAUUACGCGCUCGCUCCAGAAAGAGAAGCCUGGAAACGUGUUUGCAGGAGAAGCUGCGCCUGCUUCGGCGGUCGAGGCGCACAAGCCGCAGAAAGCGUAUGUGGAGUAUCCUGCGGUGUGCCCAAUAAUGAACUAUGUCAUGACGGGGGAGGUGGAAGGAACUCUUUUGGCCACGCUGGUAAGCGCGCUGGGCGGAAGCCCGCUGGUGGACACUCGGAUACUUUCGAUCCUGUAUGCUGUGAAUCUGCCAGAAGGCAUUGCCAGCCAGCUGCAGGAGAAGAUGGGCGGGCUGUUUGCAUCGGACACACACACCUCUCUGCUGGCGGAGGGCGUGAAAACCAAACUUGCAAGAAAGCUGCAGGAAAAGAACGCGUUUGAGGAGAGGUGCCUGUUUGCUGCGCUUACCGAGGACCUGCUGAAGGGGGAAAGUGUGCCGCAGGAGCGAAUACUUCAUGCUCUUGCUAGUGCAGAGAAGAGGUCCAGCAUAUUGAAGGAGGAGCACGCGUUCAUUAUUGUAAAGGCAGCCGGAGAGAUGGGCUACUUGGAGGCGCUUUCUGGGGUAGAAAGAGUUUUUCCGGCGUCAAAGGUCUUUACGAUUCUCACGACCUUGGCGGAAACCAACAGCGUCUUCCUGGAGAGAAUCUACUUUUUGCUGCAGAAGCCGCACGUGGGCAGCUCGGCGCUUGACGGCGUUCUGAACACCCCAAGGUUUUUGUCGCUUUUGGACAGGUCGGAAGCUCCGGCUGCGCAGAAGGUUCUGAGCAUUCUGAAAAAAGAAAGCAUAGUGGCAGGAUAUUCGCCGUAUGCAAAAAAAGUGCGGAGAACCGAGGGCGCACAGGAUGCGGCAGACAUAAACGCGCUUCUGAACGACAUUAUAGACCAGAACAGCCAGCAGUCGCAGGAGUCGCUGGGGAAGCUGGAAAAGAUUUCUGCAGAAAACAUAAGCGGCCUUCUCAGAAGCGCGUCCACAGUUGUAAAUGUCCUGCUUUUGCAGCUGAACGACGCGCUGUCCUCUGGCGGAAGCAGCUUUAAUGUGCACACAAUUAUAAAGAUCAUAAAAAGGGUCUGCGAAAGCGAAGUUUUCCUGGCCACGCUGGACGCGGGGACUCUUCUGAGCCUGGUCUCAGACUACAUUGUCAUCAUAACCGGGCAGAUUCCGCGGGGAAGCGCCUCCCCAGAAGGGAUCAAAAAGGAGUGCGGGGAAAGCCUUCUGAGAAUGUGCGCCAACGCGCCGUUCCUGCACAUGUUUAAGAUAUACAUGAACCUUCUGUCAAACCGGUACAGAGAGGAGAAGGUUCGAGAGAUUCUGGUGAAGCUUCUGUGGAAGCACUCAAAGAUGACCUCGUCCGUGGUGGCAGACAAAGCGGUUGUUCUGGGGAUGGUCAGCAGGCUAAACACGUUCUAUGCAGAGUACAGAGGCGACAUAAAAAGCGAGCCUUUAAUAUCAAAAGUGCUGCAGCUGCAUUUGAUAGAGAUACUCAAGCACUACGGGGACGACUUUCUUCGGACGUUCAAGGUGACAGGCCCUGUGCUGCAGCAGGUGCAUGCGCUGGGCGGGCUGAGGACAUAG
Nematocida major is the source of this 3135-nucleotide messenger RNA. RefSeq lists its product as uncharacterized. The coding region runs from base 1 to 3135 and encodes 1044 amino acids. Lineage: Eukaryota; Fungi; Microsporidia. Gene Ontology annotation, biological process: centrosome duplication; establishment or maintenance of microtubule cytoskeleton polarity; microtubule polymerization. The record is from RefSeq and is a predicted model, not a curated record. The transcript has a single exon. Gene Ontology annotation, molecular function: microtubule plus end polymerase activity; microtubule plus-end binding. Gene Ontology annotation, cellular component: microtubule plus-end; kinetochore; spindle pole.